AAGGCCCCGAGGAAGCAGUUGGCGACCAAGGCCGCGAGGAAAAGCGCCCCGGCCACCGGUGGAGUGAAGAAACCUCACCGCUACCGUCCGGGAACCGUCGCCCUCCGUGAAAUCCGUCGCUACCAAAAGAGCACGGAGCUCCUCAUCCGCAAACUGCCCUUCCAGCGUCUCGUCCGUGAGAUCGCCCAGGACUUCAAGACCGACCUGCGUUUCCAGAGCUCGGCGGUGAUGGCCCUC
Molecule: messenger RNA, 237 nt
Organism: Ceratosolen solmsi marchali
Lineage: Eukaryota; Metazoa; Arthropoda; Insecta; Hymenoptera; Agaonidae
Product: histone H3-like
Exons: 1
Cellular component (GO): nucleosome
Molecular function (GO): DNA binding; structural constituent of chromatin; protein heterodimerization activity
Source: RefSeq, a predicted model, not a curated record